Molecule: messenger RNA, 2648 nt
Organism: Porites evermanni
Lineage: Eukaryota; Metazoa; Cnidaria; Anthozoa; Scleractinia; Poritidae
Source: the annotation of a GenBank genome assembly
GUAAACGAAAAAGGGUAAGAAAAAUGAUCCGAGCUGAUUUCUGGCCAAUGAUCUCCUCGAUCUAGUCCCCGGCAGUUGUCACUGGAUCCGACCAUUCUAGUAAUUAUUCCAAAAUCUCACCUGCGCUCUCAAAGACGUCAAAGUUUUCCGACUUCUUCUUGGGUGUUGGUGUCUUUUAUUUGUUUGUUAAUAGUUGUAUAGUCGCCAUCACAUCAAGCAAUGGCUUUAGGUGGCUUAGACUUUACAGGCUUUGUGGCUGUUGAACCAAAGUCGGAUUGCCCACAUGUUCAAGUAAGCUACUUUAAUUUUUAUUUUAAGUACAAAAAUGAAGGACAUAACAUCCUUGUCAAACUACAGAGUUUUAAAAGCGUGUACUCCUGCAUGUUUUCUCAGCUGCUAAUGCAGUUUUUAUUUUUCAUCUUUCUUGUUCCAUUUUUAAUGUAGUUUUUUAAUAACAACACCACUGUUUUCUAAACAACGUUUUUAUAGACAAGAUCUAGAAAAGCUUGCUGUUGAAGCGUAAAAUUUUAUUUCAGUUGCGGAAGGCCUAGAAAAGUGCUCUUGUUGAAGUAAGCUUAAUAAAAGCAGUUUGUUUUCAAUCUUGCUUGCUCCACAGCAAAGUCUUGGAACUCUAAUCUUGAUCUAUAAGCGCUGAUCUAUUCCUAGUUGUAAAUUGUUUAAUUUGUUUACCAAAUGUCCCACCCUGACAACGAACGAUGGAGAGCAGCUGUUUAGCCUCCCAUGUGGGUGUUUUUAGGGGAGCUCGUCUUUCAUCCCUCCCCACAAACGCCUGCUCAACUGAAAAAAAAAUACGAGCAAAAUACGAGCUCCCCUAAAAACGCCUGCGUGGGAGGCUAGCAGCUGUUUUGAGUCUCUAAAUUCCUUUUUUACUGACAUGGGGCUGGUGAGGAGACAACGCCUUAUACAUGUAUUGAAGGAGGUCCUCUUAGAGGAAGGGAGUGGGGGGUAUGUUUAUUCAAAGAUGGUCGUUUCACAUUUUGAGAAAUAAGUAAUGUCCUUGUUGGUAUUUAAUCCAUCUUUAUGUCAUUUGUCACCAUCUCAUCUAAUCUUAUGUUGCUGUUUCGAGGCUUUGUCGCUUGUCAGACUUUUACCAUAACCUGCUGGUCUUUGUCAGUUACACAAAUCCUAAUAUUCUCAGGACCUAUUUUAAUGGCUUGUUUCAACAUUCAAGAUGUCAUGAUACUGGGAUGGCUCUAAAGUUUCAUGGCAAUUUCAACUUGCUCUUGAUGGCAAUUUUGAUUUUACCCACAACAAUUUCACCUUUGCCCGCAGCCGCAAUUUCGGUUUUGGCCACGGAAAUUUUCACUUUUCCCAAAUGCUAUUCACAAAUUCAACUGGCAUCAAGUUUUAGUGCACAAAAGUUCUGUAAAUUCACUGACAUGGCAGCCUUUUCCAAGAGCAAAGUUGAAAUUACCAUGAGCAAAAUUGAAAAUUAAAGUACAUGUUAUUUGUCAACAUUUCUUGAAAGUAAGUGUUUACAAACGUUCAUGUUGCUAGUCAUCUAGAGAUUGUAGGCUAGUAAUCCUGGGUUCAUUGCCUGGGCACCAAGUUACCCUGCAUGCUAACUAAUUAUUUUUGAAUCAACAGAAAUUUGUGUCCAUUUCUCUCUGUGCCAAAAGGCAUUAUGCAUCAUAGGCCUUAUAAUAAUUAUAUUUUAUGUUUAUUCGUUUCUUUCAACAGUCAUUAUCAAACACAGCUUCAUUGCACAUUGACUUGAUGAAACCUUGUGGAUCAUGCGAAAAUGUUGGGGAAAAUUGGUUGUGCCUUAUGUGCUCAGUGGUGUUUUGCAGUCGUUAUGUGAAAAGUCAUAUGGUGGAACACAAUUCAAAGGAACCAAGCCACAUGUUGGCUUUAAGCUUUAUGGACCUUAGUGUGUGGUGUUAUGACUGUGACUCGUGUAAGUUUAUCCUUUUGUUGUACACCUGAAAGACUACUCUCAUCAGCAGGAUAUGCGUACAUAUCAUUGCAAGAAAGGGUCUUGAAUGAAGCCCUGACCUUACAUAAUUGUGGGAGUAAACCUGAAAAAUUGUACCCAUUUUAAAGCAAUGAGAGUUUCUUGUUUUUCCAAGGAGACCUCUUAAACAAGCCUUGCUUAGGAUUAGACAAACUGCUGUGUGUGAAGAAGUCAUUUAUUAAGUUUUCAGCGGGGAUUAAGAUGUGCUCUUCAUUAGAUCUAUACACAAUUCAAGGAACCCUCUCAGGGGUUCAAGCUGUAGAUGGCUCCUUUUCUGCCAAAGUGUGGUCUCUUAACCUCUCUACUCUUUGUUACAGCUAUACAGGUUUACUAAACUGUACCAUGUACCAGUAUACUCCUUCUGCAAGCACACAGGACAUAAGUGGCUAGGGAGGAAAAUGUGCUUUCCUUUAAUUGAUAUACAUUUUUGAUUGUCCUUUUUCAGAUGUUUCAUCACCACAACUUCAGCCUAUUGUAAAAGCUGCUGAACUGGCUAAAGAAACCAAGUGAAUUCUAAGCCACAACCACAGUGCUUGUAGCGCAAAAGCAAGUUGCUCAGAUUACUGAGUUAGUGAAGAAAAUGGAUCACAGGAAAUGACUGUUAUGUAGCUUGCAAUAUAAAACUGUAUUUUUAAAAAUUAUUAAAUAAGUUAUUUUCCAAGUUUUACAAAGU